AUGCAUCCGCGAUGCAUCUGCGAUGCGGCUCGGUUGUCCGACCGCAUCUGCUCGGGCCCCGUUCGGGAUGCCUCUGCGCUCUCUGGUGGGAAGCGCUCGAAGCAGCAUAACUUUGUGUUGCUUAUUGCGAAGGCCGCACGGCCUGUGCCGCCGUUUCUGGAGGGGGACGACGACGAUGACGACCGAAGCCAAAUCAUGUAUAUCGCUUGUGGUUCCUCCAGGUACACGCUCAGCCCUGCGGAGGCGUCUGCGCGCAUCGAGACCCUCGGCUCCGCCGGCCGCGUGCGGGACCGCAACUGGGCCGUGCUGCACCGGAGCCCCCUGCGGCUGGAGGUGUGGGGCGAGACGCCCGGCGAGCGCAAGCACGGGCCCCUGAAGAGCGCGUCGGUGCAGGAGCUCGUGAACGAGAUCCUGUCGCGGGCGAACCCGGCGGGGGCACAGAUCAAGGUCAGCCACGGGGUGGCGUCGCCGUCGGUGGCAGGCUUGAAGAGCGUGAUGUCCGAGCCGAUGGACCACGUCAUCUCCUACGACAGGUUCUGGAAGGAGCUCGUGGGGCUGCUGCAGGAUCCGGUCAAGUCUGCGGGUGGCAUCAAGGACUCCUCCAUCAGGACCGGCAUGGGCCCUGCCGACGAGGAGUUCGCGGUGGUGGAGGUCCUCCACCCUCCGCCGCUGAAGGUCGUGACGGAGUACAAGGUCAACAAGGCCCAGGGGUGGGUGUACUCCGAGGCCUUCGGGCCGGACGGGGAGCUGCAGGAGAAGGGCUGGGCGGUGUUCCACGGUGCGCCUUUGCGCCUGGAGUGCUGGAGCGAGACGCACACCGUCCGCAAGUUCGGCCCCGCACGGCGCGACCCCAUGCAGUAUCUGGUGAACGCGAUCAUGAAGCGUGUUGCGCCCGCUGAGGCGCCCGGUGCGGUGAAGGUCAGCACGAACGCCAAGCUCAGGUGCGUGGUCUCAGGAGACAUGGGCAAGCGCAUCGACUUCGAGAGGCUGUGGCGUGAGCUGAUCCACGUCAGCAUGCACCCCCAGAGGAACGCGACGAUGAUCUCCUCGGAGGUCACGAGGACGUCGGACACCGAGUUCAUCGUCGUGCAGACGCUGCAGAGCGGGAAGGGCAAGGGCAAGGGGAAGGGCGGCAAGGAAGGAAAGGGCGACAAGGGCGCCGCGGUGACCUCGACCGCCACCCUGAAGUACCGGCUGAACAAGAAGAGGGGCGAGGUGUACCGCGAGGCGUACGGGCAGAUGGGGAAGCUGGACGAGAAGGUCUGGAUCUGCGUCCGCAAGGGGCCCCUGCGCCUGGAGAGCUGGGCCGAGGCCCCCGGCGUCCGCAGGUACGGCCGCGACAAGGCGCAGCAGGUGCAGACCGUCCUCGACGCGGUCCUGGCCUGA
This is a messenger RNA of Prorocentrum cordatum, 1386 nucleotides long. The record is from the annotation of a GenBank genome assembly. Lineage: Eukaryota; Dinophyceae; Prorocentrales; Prorocentraceae.